AUGAAAUUAUUUGGGGAUCAGAUACAAUCUGAAGUGGUGGAGGACUACGAUCCACGGUAUGCACCAUUAUAUGCGGCAUUGCGCACUGGUAAUUGGGAUGCAACUCUGAAAUUUAUUCAGAACCAUCCGCAACCGGCGGAAGCAGUGAAGGCAAAAAUUUCGCACGAGGGGAAGAGACCUCUUCACGUGGCAGCUCUAUUCGGGCACCACCACAUCCUGGAGAGGUUGUUGCCGUUAAUGUCAACGGAGGAUGUUAAACUGACAGACAAUCAUGGCUUCACGGCUCUUCAUGAAGCUACUUACGGUAGAGACGUCAGAGUGGCACAAUGCCUUGUCCAACGCAACAGGGAAUUGCUUACAAUUCCUUCAAACGAUCAUUGGAUUCCUCUCACACGUGCUCUUAGCGUUGGUAACAAGGAAACUGCUGCCUACCUUUUUCGCGAAAUUCCAGCGGAAGAAUUAGCACCUGAAAAGGGAAUCAAUGGGGUUAAUGUUCUCAGCAUGUGUUUUUCCUCUCAGAUAUUAUUAGAUGAGGCUCUAAAGUUACUGCGUAAUUACCCAAAGUUAGCAGUAACAGCAGGGGAUAGCGGGUCAACAUUUUUGGAAGCUUUGGCAAGUGUACCUUCUGCAUUCCCUAGUGGGCGUCAACUCACAUGCUGGGAAAGAUGGAUCUUGAGAAGAAGACGAAAUAUAUACAAAGUUGAUGAAUCAAACGUGACCUACAAGCAGUCUCGUGAGCUUCUACAGAUUGCAUGUGAACAACUAUCCGAAUUAAGAAAAGAAGAGCUUGAAAAAAGUCGAGCACGUCUGGCACUAAUUCAAGCCGCCAAAAUGGGGAUCCCAGAGUUUAUCAAGGAAGUGAUAAAGAAACACCCACACGUUUUCUGGGCAGGUGAAAAUCCGAGAAAUGCUAUAUUUGUGGGUGUUGAAUAUCGCCAAGCCAGUGUUUUUGAUCUUAUUCACGGUAUGGUUUGGAAAAAUGCACUUGCUGAAAUGACGGACAGGAAUGGCAACACUCUGCUUCACAUGGCAGGAGUGUUAGCUCCGAGCGCACAGCUUCAUGAUAUCUCUGGUGCCGCUUUACAAAUGCAAAGGGAAUUACAGUGGUUCAAGGAAGUGGAGAGUAUCACACCAGCUUCAAGGAAGGAAUCUUUAAACAAUGACAAAAAAACUGCUCGACAAUUGUUCACGGAAGAACACAAGGAUUUGGGGAAACAAGGUGAGAAAUGGAUGAAAGGAACAGCCACUUAUUUUAGUCUUGUAGCAGCUCUUGUAGCCACGGUGGUUUUUGCUGCCGCAUUUACGGUUCCAGGUGGUAAUGACCAGACCACAGGUUACCCUAUUUUCUCAAAGAAAAAGGCAUUUGUGGUGUUUGUAUUAUCUGAUGCAAUAUCGCUCUUUUCUUCUUCAACUUCGAUAAUCAUGUUCUUAGGCAUUCUCACUUCCCGUUAUGCUGAAGAUGAUUUUCUCAAGGCAUUACCUUUGAAGCUUAUCACAGGCCUUCUGACUUUAUUUAUCUCCAUGGCAUCCAUGUUGGUAGCAUUUUCUGCGGCGCUCUUUGUUAUGCUUCACGGGAAAGCAUGGAUUGUUAUACCUUUAAGUUUUCUUGCUUGUGUUCCAAUUGCUUCCUUCAUUUGGUUGCAGUUUCCUCUUUUUGUGGAGAUCACAGUGUCGACCUUCGGGCCAAGCAUCUUUAAUAGGAAUGCUAAUAAGCACUGGCUCACUCGAUAAUUCACUUGCAAUGUGUUUUUGUAUGUAAGGUCUGUAAUCUUUGGUAAUAAUAGUUGAGAAUUGUGAGAGUGUCAUCAUAA
Arachis duranensis is the source of this 1811-nucleotide messenger RNA. Its product is annotated as protein ACCELERATED CELL DEATH 6-like. The coding region runs from base 1 to 1731 and encodes 576 amino acids. Lineage: Eukaryota; Viridiplantae; Streptophyta; Magnoliopsida; Fabales; Fabaceae. Gene Ontology annotation, molecular function: protein binding. The record is from RefSeq and is a predicted model, not a curated record. The transcript has 4 exons.